GCAUAAUGGUUCAGUCCACACAACUGAUUUCACAGCUCGAUUGGGUAUUCCGCCCCCAACGUAGCCUUCCCAACUGAAUGCCUUACGGUAAGGCAUUCAGUUGGGAAGGCUACGUGCGCCGCAAAAGACUUUUAUCUGGAUGGAGAUGCGGCAACAUGUCACAACUACAGAAGUUAAAGUCUGGCUCUCAGAAGCGAAAGGAAAAGAAAGAGAGGGAGAAAAAACAAAAAGAAGGAAGUCAGGUUCUGACUAACUUCUUUACAAAGAAAGAAACUGUCACAGAAAGUGGACCAGCAGCAACAACCCCCUCAUCCUCCUCUGAUGCAGACUUGAGACAAGACAGAACAUCAAGGCUGGAGUCCCCGAAGGUUCUGUCCUGUUAGAAAAACAACAAUUCCUCUGGUGGGGUUUCCUCUAACAAAAGUUCAACAGCAGUCCUUUCAAUACAGCUGUCACCUGCUCACAGAUUAAUUAUGACCACCAGGUACAACUGCUCUUUCUUCACGUUGGAAAACAACACUUGGCGCUGCCCGGACGAAGGGAGCUGCGCCAACUUGACCUUUGACCUGAACGGCAGCAUGGAUCUGUGGGACGCGUGCCUGACCCAGGAGGAGUACCUGGAGAAGCACCUGGGCCCUCGUCGCUCCGCUGUCUUCCUCCCCGUCUGCCUCACUUACCUCGUGAUCUUCCUGGUGGGUGCCGUGGGAAACGUCCUCACCUGCACCGUCAUCGCGCGCAACAAGGUGAUGUGGACCCCAACUAACUACUACCUGUUCAGCCUGGCCGUGUCCGACCUGCUGGUGCUGCUGCUGGGAAUGCCCCUGGAGUUGUACGAGAUGUGGAAGAACUACCCCUUCAUCCUGGGCGAGGGCGCCUGCUACUUCAAGACCUUCCUGUUCGAAAUGGUCUGCUUCGCCUCCAUCCUCAACGUCACGGCGCUGAGCGUGGAGCGCUACAUUGCCGUGGUCCACCCCCUGCGCGCCAAGUAUGUGGUGACGCGCACCCACGCCAAACGCGUCAUUCUGACUGUGUGGAGCGUGUCGGUACUGUGUGCCAUCCCCAACACCAGCCUUCACGGCAUCAAAACCCUGGACGGCCACUCGGGACAUCCCGACGGAGUGAUCGCCGAGUCGGCCAUCUGCAUGCUUGUGAAGCCAAAGUGGAUUUACAACCUGACCAUUCAGGUGACUACACUGCUGUUCUUUGCGCUGCCCAUGCUGACCAUCAGCACACUCUACCUUCUGAUUGGCCUGCAGCUAAAAAAAGAGAAGAUGCUUCAGGCACUGGAGGCCAAGUCAGGUUUGGGGCAAGAUGGCUACUGUAACGUCCGCAGCCAGCAGCAGAAAGCUCGACGUCGACAGGUCACAAAGAUGCUGUUUGUUCUGGUGGUGGUGUUCGGGAUAUGCUGGGCUCCAUUCCACACCGACAGGCUCAUGUGGAGCUUCAUCAGUGACGAGAACAGCGGCCACCUGGAAGUCUUUCAGUACGUCCACAUCAUCUCGGGUGUGUUCUUUUACCUCAGCUCUGCCGUCAACCCCGUCCUCUACAACCUCAUGUCUACCCGCUUCAGGGAGAUGUUCAAGGAGGUCAUGUGUCACCGAACGCAUCACGCGCCUCCGAGGAAAUACUCUCUCAGCGUCACACGGAUGACGUUGCGCAGUACCCUCAGCGAUGCACUGCCUACCAAUGGUCCCGCCGUGGUCCAUGAAGAGGUCUGUGGCGUCUACAGCCACAAAGAGGAGGAGACAACAUUUGCGUGAUAGAAUGCCUGAGAAGGAGUGUUCCGAGAUCCAGGGGCGAUGGAGAAUGGCUCGGAUCUGGUGUGAAGGGAUGGUAUUUAGAUGGUGAAGAUCUUUGGGCCAUGGGCUUCGACCUAGUCGGCAUAUCACACGGGUUUAUGAGGGAGAAGUUCAACUAUGACUUUGAACAACAAACACGAUGAAAGAGUCCAGUACAAGUGUAGGCCAUGGUCAGGCCUCCUCAAUUACUUAUAUCAGAUUCAAAAAUGUCAUGAUCUCUCAGAAGAGGACAAACAGUUGAUUUCAAAUGUGUGAAUUUAAAUGAGAGGCGGACACAGAAGGAGACAAAAUUCAUAAAAACAUCAGUUCAGAUAGUGGUGGUGUCUCUUUUAAAUGUGUCAAACAUAUCACAUCUAUUUUGAAUAAUGGUAUGGUAUCUUGUGGUUCAUCGUACUGUGAAUUGAGAGUGUUGUGAAUGGCCUCGUUGACACUUGUAAAUUACCUCUGGCUAUUUUGACAAACUGAUGAUUUGACAUACUGACAUUUUAGUUACAGUUAUUAUUGUGUUCUGUGCUGAUUACAUACUCCACAAUUUAUUAUAGAAAGUAGAAUGUGACAGCAAGGAACGCCUGCAAUUUUCAAAGAUUGGUUGGACAUUCACAAAGAAAGAGUGCUUAUGAGGGGAACUGGGUUUCAACUGCGAUACAAUUAUGUUGAUGUUUGGUUUGGCCAUUUGUUCCAUUAUUUGAAAAACUCUAAUCAAUUAAACACAUUUUUAUUUACAAAAAUGGCUUUGUAAGAGACAAAAAGCCUUCUGGGAUACUUACAUUCAUAUUAGUUUAAUAAUUUGCCUUUGACGAUAAGUAAAUAGUUAAUUACGAAUUGCUUGAUAUCAGUCUAUUGAAGCGGGACAAAACAAUAUCUAAUUGAAAAAUCCAUGUAUUGGCAAACUGUGCAUGGCAACUGACAUAAUCAUAGCCACUAAAAUAAAAUAAAAAAUAGGACAUUUAAACAUCACUUUCAUCACACAAUGAAGUAAUUGU
Molecule: messenger RNA, 2782 nt
Organism: Hypomesus transpacificus
Lineage: Eukaryota; Metazoa; Chordata; Actinopteri; Osmeriformes; Osmeridae
Gene: nmur1a
Product: neuromedin U receptor 1a
Exons: 5
Coding region: 474-1760 (428 amino acids)
Biological process (GO): G protein-coupled receptor signaling pathway
Cellular component (GO): plasma membrane
Molecular function (GO): neuromedin U receptor activity
Source: RefSeq, a predicted model, not a curated record